This is a messenger RNA of Stegastes partitus (bicolor damselfish), 2267 nucleotides long. It is a transcript of the gene rhcgb, whose product is annotated as Rh family, C glycoprotein b. The transcript is spliced from 11 exons. Gene Ontology annotation, cellular component: plasma membrane. Lineage: Eukaryota; Metazoa; Chordata; Actinopteri; Pomacentridae. Gene Ontology annotation, molecular function: ammonium channel activity. Gene Ontology annotation, biological process: ammonium transmembrane transport; ammonium homeostasis. The record is from RefSeq and is a predicted model, not a curated record. Bases 1 to 1458 code for a protein of 485 amino acids.
AUGGGUGCAGUUCAGAGCUUCAGGGAGAUGUGCGACCGUCCAAAAAACACUAACGUCCGCCUCAGUCUUCCAGCGGUUUGCUUCGUGUGGCAGACGGCCAUGAUCAUCUUGUUUGGAGUUUUUAUUCGAUACAACGAGGAAGCAGACGCACACUGGGUAGAGUACAAAAAAGAGAAAAAUAUAGCAAGUGACAUUGAGAAUGACUUCUACUUCAGAUAUCCAAGUUUCCAAGAUGUGCAUGUGAUGAUCUUUGUUGGAUUCGGCUUCCUGAUGACGUUUCUGAAGCGCUACAGCUUCGGUGCAGUCGGUUUUAACUUCCUCAUUGCUGCCUUCGGUCUCCAGUGGGCGCUGUUGAUGCAGGGCUGGUUCCACUCUCUGGAUUACACCGAUGGGAAAAUCAAAAUUGGAGUUGAGAGCCUCAUCAAUGCAGAUUUCUGCGUGGCCGGCUGCUUAAUUGCCUACGGGGCAGUGCUGGGUAAAGUCAGUCCAGUCCAGCUGAUGGUUUUGACGUUGUUUGGGAUCACACUGUUCGCUGUGGAGGAAUAUAUCAUCCUGGAUCUCAUACAUGCCCGAGACGCUGGAGGCUCCAUGGUGAUCCACACGUUCGGAGGAUAUUACGGUCUCUCCAUAUCAUGGAUGCUCUACCGGCCGAACCUGGACCAGAGCAGCCGUCUGCAGGGCUCGGUCUACCACUCAGACGUCUUUGCUAUGAUUGGCACCCUCUUCUUGUGGAUGUUUUGGCCCAGCUUCAACUCAGCUAUCACGGAUCACGGGGACGGGCAGCACAGAGCCGCCAUCAACACCUACCUGGCUUUGGCCUCCACCGUGCUCACCACUGUGGCUAUUUCCAGCCUCUUCCAGAAGCACGGGAAACUAGACAUGGUUCACAUCCAGAACUCCACACUUGCUGGAGGCGUUGCAGUAGGAACAGCAGCAGAGUUCAUGCUGAUGCCCUACGGCUCUCUUAUCGUUGGGUUCUGCUGCGGUAUCAUCUCCACGCUGGGAUAUAUCUACCUCACGCCGUUCAUGGAGAAAUACCUGAAGAUCCAGGACACGUGUGGAAUCCACAACCUCCACGCGAUGCCAGGAGUCAUAGGCGGCAUCGUGGGGGCCAUUACCGCUGCAGCUGCAUCAGAGUCGGUUUAUGGAGCUGAAGGGCUGAUUAACACCUUUGACUUCGAGGGUGAAUAUAAAAACAUGGCUCCCACAAAGCAGGGCGGUCACCAGGCGGCAGGCCUCUGUGUGGCUAUCUGCUUCGGUGUAGGCGGAGGAAUCCUCGUCGGUUUUAUCUUAAGAUUACCCAUCUGGGGAGAUGCUGCAGAUGAUAACUGCUUUGAUGAUGAGCCCUACUGGGAGCUGCCAGAAGACGAGGAGAGCGUCCCACCGGUCCUGCAGUACAACAACCACGCGAUAAACAAAGACGUAGCGGAGUCAAAUUUCACCAUGGAACAGAACUGACUUUAGGCCUCCAUCUUCAUCAGCCUCCACCUUUAUCACACUCGUCUUCAAUUGUAAUGACUCAGCGCUGGACUAAAACUCCCCUCAAUCGUAACUUCUAUCCUUAUUUAAAACCACCUUUUGUAUUAUGUUUGCUUCAAAACAAUUUAAGUUGCACUUUCAGGAGCUUUAACACGCAGAACUUUCAAACGGGUUUUGCUCUCGGCUUCCUUUUGUUCGGCGUUUAUUUCCAGAGUCACGUCUCAUCCUUUGAAACAGAACCUAAAUGAACUUCUGUGUGUCUUCAUUGAGAAUUUUUACAAUGAGAGUUAUUUAUCCUGUGACUGAUUAUGGAUUUAAAAAAAAAUAAAAGCUGUGAGAUUUUUUUUUUAACUAAGUUAUGCUGUGAGAUAAUGAAUAUUUAGUAACACUUUACCUUAAUACACAAACACUGAAUAAAAGGUUUAGAAGACACUCAAGUGUAGCUCAUUUUAAGUGUUUUUAUAUCGUCAUUUAUUAUCUCCAAUUAUUGUUGCUUACAGUAGUUGUUGAUAAAUACACUUAUGAUAACUACAAUGUGUCACAAACCCCUCAACAAAUGCUUAAAUACUGCUGAUAAAUGCUAAACAUGAGGUUAAAGUAAAGUGUUAUGUGAUAUUUUUAUCCACAUUGUCGAUCUGCAAGCAAAAAGAUUUUGUCACCAGCUGAUCUUUGUAUAUUUAGACAUUGUACACAGCACAUUAUUUGUCAUACUAUUUUGAAAGGUUUAAUUGUAAUGUAAUUUUGAAAAUUAUUUGAGAAUUAUUAAUAAACUGUUGUAAUUACAUAAA